Messenger RNA from Juglans regia (Persian walnut), 2010 nucleotides. Its product is annotated as transcription initiation factor TFIID subunit 6. Gene Ontology annotation, biological process: transcription initiation at RNA polymerase II promoter; RNA polymerase II preinitiation complex assembly. Gene Ontology annotation, molecular function: protein heterodimerization activity; transcription coactivator activity; RNA polymerase II general transcription initiation factor activity. The transcript is spliced from 13 exons. Gene Ontology annotation, cellular component: SAGA complex; SLIK (SAGA-like) complex; transcription factor TFIID complex. Bases 244 to 1884 code for a protein of 546 amino acids. NCBI's taxonomy places the organism in Eukaryota, Viridiplantae, Streptophyta, Magnoliopsida, Fagales, Juglandaceae. The record is from RefSeq and is a predicted model, not a curated record.
AUCCAGCCUGCCUUCCUUGUAACGCGAAUCACAUUUUGGGUCGGGUCCGAACCCUCUCGCAGAACCAAGAGAAUCAGUAUAUUACCGGUAGCAGUAGGCACUUUUCUUCUUCUCUCCUCUUCAACUUCAACUCCUGAGUGGUUCCGUUCAAAUAAUUUUGGUUUUUCCCUUUUUUUUUUUUUUCUUUUUUUGUGGAUAUCUGAGGCGCUUUGAGUUAUGAGAUAUCACUGACGAUUUAAGAAAAUGAGCAUUGUGCCCAAGGAGAACAUUGAGGUCAUAGCACAAAGCAUUGGGAUUAACAACUUGUCUUCUGAUGUUGCACUUGCUCUUGCUCCCGAUGCGGAAUAUCGAAUGCGUGAGAUCAUGCAGGAGGCCAUCAAAUGCAUGCGUCACUCUAAGAGAACGACAUUGACAGCAGAUGAUGUUGAUGCUGCACUGAAUAUGAGAAAUGUUGAGCCAAUAUACGGCUUUGCCUCUAUGGGUCCUUUGCGGUUCAAAAGAGCUAUUGGGCAGAGGGAUUUGUUUUACAUUGAUGACAAGGAUGUCGAUCUUAAAGAUGUGAUUGAGACUCCUUUACCAAAGGCACCUCUUGAUACAGCAGUUCAUUGUCACUGGCUAGCUAUUGAAGGUGUACAACCUGCUAUUCCGGAAAAUGCUUCUGUAGAAGUAAUUGCAGCUCCUUCUGAUGGCAAGAAGCUUGAACAGAAGGAACAGAAGGAUGAUGGACUUCCUGUUGAUAUUAAAUUACCAGUUAAGCACGUAUUGUCUAGGGAGCUUCAGCUUUACUUUGACAAAAUCACCGAGCUUACCAUGAAUAGCUCGGAUUCGGUCCUCUUCAAACAAGCAUUAGUUAGUUUGGCCACAGACUCAGGACUUCAUCCUUUGGUUCCAUAUUUCACCUAUUUUAUAGCUGAUGAGGUAUCUCGUGGUUUAAGUGAUUAUUCCCUUCUCUUUGCUUUGAUGCGUAUUGUGCGUAGUCUUCUUCGAAAUCCUCAUAUUCACAUAGAACCUUAUCUACACCAAUUGAUGCCUUCUGUGGUUACAUGCCUUGUUGCAAGAAGGUUGGGAAAUAGGUUCGCAGACAACCACUGGGAACUGAGAGACUUCACUGCAAACCUGGUUGCUUCAAUAUGCAAAAGAUUUGGGCAUGUUUAUAGUAAUCUCCAGACACGCCUGACAAAAACUUUGCUCAAUGCAUUUUUGGAUCCCAAACGAGCAAUGACUCAACAGUAUGGUGCUAUUCGAGGAUUGGCAGCCUUAGGACCCACUGUGGUUCGCAUUCUUAUACUGCCAAAUCUUGAGCCAUACAUGCGACUUCUUGAACCAGAGAUGCUUCUUGAGAAACAAAAGAACGAGAUGAAGAGACAUGAAGCUUGGCGUGUUUAUGGAACCCUGCUGCAUGCAGCAGGUCAAUGUCUGUAUGAUCGGCUCAAGGUUUUCCCACCCCUAUCAUCCCAACCAGCGCGUGCAGUAUGGAGGACCAAUGCAAGAGUCAUUGGCACAGCACUAAAUAAACGCAAGAGCAUGGAGCAAGUGGAAGAGCAGUCACCCCACAAGAAAAUAGCAACUGAUGGUCCAAUUCUUGCAGAUUUAAGCAAUUCUUCCCCGCCUCACAUGGAAGGGAAAGCUUUGCUUCCAGAUUCUACGGUUGAUUCCAAUGUGGGCCCAUCCUCAUCCUCUAGACAGAUGCUUGAUGAGAUAAUGUUGGAUGGCAGAGGGAGGAGAGACGAGGGUGAUAAUCAAGCUCUGAAUGCAUCAGCCAUGCUCACUCAGAUAUGGAAGAACGACUUGGAUUCUGGGCGUCUCCUGGACUUCUUGUUUGAUCAGUUUGGUGAAGGCAUAUUAUCCUUCAUUCCAGCUCCAGAGAUGUCUUUGUUCUUAUGACCAUUUGUACAGAUACUAGCACUUAUCGGCAAGUUUAUGUAAUACAUAAAUAUAGAACUUUUAGCCCCUUCGAUUGACCCUAUGUUUGACAACAUUGUUAGUAGUUAGAUCCAAUAUUAUCAAUGA